UCUAUUUCUAUUCUCUUUCGUUUCAUUUCUUCGCUUUCUGUGCUUAUUGGUCGUGGCAAUUUGUUCUGUAAAUUGGGUAUAUUUCUGGGUUGGAUUCUUGAAAUUGAAGGCGGCUUCUUUAGAUUGACCCUCCAUAUAACUUGUGAAAGUGAAGCAUAUUUAAAGGGUUGUUAUAGAAGUGAAUGGCAGAGGUCUGCUCUGGAGUAGUCACUGAAACCGAGGCAUCGCCGCCGUGCGAGUCAAGUUCACGGGCGUCGAGGCGGAGGAGAAUGGAGCUCCGCAAGUUAAAAUUUAUUGCCGGUGUAACUCCACCAGAAACAGAGAACGGAAUAAUUAAACGUCCAAAAUUAGAGCUUUGUUCCACCUCUGUUUCAAGAUUCUGUGAUAACGCUGUAGACAAUUCUAGCACCGACGAUGAAGACCAAGUGAGAUUAGUGACUAAAGGGUCACCGCCAACUAUUAUUUUGGCUCCAAUUUUGAGUCCUUUGAAUAAUUCGACUCUUCUUGUUCAGUCAGUGGCGAGUCCAAAAUUCGGGUUCGCCUCAGUUUGUGGACGGAGGAGAGAUAUGGAAGAUGCGGUGGCGAUUCAUCCAUCUUUUUGCCAAAUGAAACAGGAAAACAGUGCAGAAUUGCAUUACUUUGCCGUAUAUGAUGGUCAUGGAUGUUCUCAUGUUGCGACGAAGUGUGAAGAGCGAUUACACGAGCUGGUGAAAGAAGAGCUGGAAAAUAACGAAGGAAAUGACGAGUGGGAGCUUGCAAUGGACCGAAGCUUUAAUCGUAUGGACAAGGAAGUAAUUGCAUGGAACAAGAGCAUGAUCCGUGCCACGUGUCGGUGCGAGCUUCAUACGCCGGAAUGUGACGCCGUCGGUUCAACGGCGGUAGUUGCUGUUGUAACGGCCGAUAAGAUUAUCGUUGCCAAUUGUGGCGAUUCUAGAGCUGUUCUUUGCCGAAAUGGCAAAGCCAUCCCUCUCUCUAACGAUCAAAAGCCGGAUCGUCCAGAUGAGCUAAACCGGAUUCAAGAAGCUGGUGGCAGAGUAAUUUAUUGGGAUGGUCCUCGCGUUUCAGGCGUUUUGGCUAUGUCAAGAGCCAUUGGUGAUAACUAUUUGAAGCCGUAUGUGAUAUGCGAGCCAGAGGUGACAAUAACGGAUCGAACGGCGGAAGAUGACUGUUUAAUUCUGGCAAGCGACGGAUUGUGGGAUGUAGUGUCAAACGAUACUGCAUGCGGCGUUGCCGGAAUGUGCCUGAAAGGGAAGGCACCUGUAUCGACUGCGGCGGCAUCUAUGCCGGAAAAUGUAGCCGGCGGGGAGAAUCCCGACCAGAGUUGCUCCGAUGCGUCUAUGCUUUUGACUAAACUAGCCCUGGCGAGGCGGAGUUCGGACAACGUCAGCGUUGUCGUGGUUGAUCUGAGGAGGAACUCCUAGUGCAUGUCAGAGUCCCGUCUUUUUUGGAAUUUUUACGUUUGCAUCUUUUAUUUAAUGUCACAUUUUAGGGGGGUUUUUUUCCUCCUUUUUGGGUGUCUUUUUUUAGAUUAGUUCUUAGACAGUUGAAAUUUGUUUUUUUUUGGGGGGGG
This is a messenger RNA of Nicotiana tabacum (common tobacco), 1570 nucleotides long. RefSeq names its product putative protein phosphatase 2C 24. NCBI's taxonomy places the organism in Eukaryota, Viridiplantae, Streptophyta, Magnoliopsida, Solanales, Solanaceae. Gene Ontology annotation, biological process: protein dephosphorylation. Gene Ontology annotation, molecular function: cation binding; protein serine/threonine phosphatase activity. The record is from RefSeq and is a predicted model, not a curated record.